This is a messenger RNA of Aspergillus steynii IBT 23096, 6221 nucleotides long. RefSeq lists its product as uncharacterized. The transcript is spliced from 4 exons. Bases 268 to 6099 code for a protein of 1943 amino acids. The record is from RefSeq and is a predicted model, not a curated record. NCBI's taxonomy places the organism in Eukaryota, Fungi, Ascomycota, Eurotiomycetes, Eurotiales, Aspergillaceae.
CAGAGCCUAUUAGCGACAAGACUCCUGCAGAAACGGAGAAGGAUACUGAAAUCCCGGCUCCUGAGGAGGCCGCCGCAGAACCCGCUGCAGAACCUGCCGCAGGCUCGGAGAAGCAAGAGGACGAUGAAUUCGCAAACAUGUCCGCCAAGGAAAAGAGGAAGGCCAAAAAGAAGAAGAACCGGCUGUCCAAAAUGAGCGAAGUCGAGACUCCCGCCGAAGCCGAACCCUCAGACCCUCCCCUUGAGACGGCAACUGCACCUGCUGAAGAUGACGGUAGAGCAACGGUCACCGACUCCACUCGCUGACACUCCCCAACCCGUGCCUGAACGAACCGAUCCCGAUUUGUCAUUUGCAUUGCACGGUGAUGAAGAGAAGAGUGUUGCUGAUAAUAAUGAUGGGGGAGGCCAACAGGGCCAGUCAUCCGUUGAAGCUGAAAAGAGAGAGGAGAAAAUUGUCGAGGCAGAGCAGGAAACCGAGCCCACAACGUCUGCGGCGGAUUCCGAGAAAGCAGGCGCCGAUGCGACCGAGGUUCUAGUACCUAAGCAUGAGGAGGGAGAAGGACCCGUGGCCGAACCUGCAGUUAUCGAGGGAUCUGAAGAUAAACCGAAAUUGGAAACUUCAGAACAAACCCCGGCAGCGGAAGAGCCUGUUCAGGCAGAAAGCCAGGAUACAAUUGAGACACCACCCAUCUCUGGCGAAAAGGAAGAGGACUCAACGACUAGUCCAGUCACAACAGUCGAAGAUAUUGUUCCCCAGCCUACCGGCGAUAAAUCUGUGGGUGAAACAGCAGAGACAAGUCAGACUGUCCCACCAGAGACCGAUUCUCUUGAGCCCGCUGCGCCGUCACGAAAACUGAGUAAGAAGGAGCGCAAGAAGAAGCAGCGCGAGGCGCAGAAGGCAGCACUGCCGAGGGAAUCGGAUACGCACGACCCUUCCGAGGACACAGUUCUCCCUCCUUCUGAUGACCGUGAGCAGCCAAUUGAUUCGGGGGUUUCAGAGGCCAAGAAAGACACAGAGACUUUGCCUGAAGCAUCCGUCCAAGAGCUUGAGGCGUCAAAGUCACAGGAACAUGUCGAGGAGCAGCCUACUUCUGUCGAGGGCACAUCACCUCCUUCCCGUGAUGACCAACCAAUUGAUUCAGCUAUUUCCGAUGACAACAAAGACGCGGAGAUAUUACCUGAAGCACCUGUACAAGAAGCCUACGAGAAGCACGAAGAAGAACAACCUGCCUCUGCAGAGGGCAAAGAAGAGCCUGAAGAGGUCAAGGCGGCUCCGGAGACGGAUGCGAACGAAGUAUCUUUAGACUCGAACACUCCUAUCGCUGCCGAGGAACCCCAUGGAGUUGAUACGACAAAGACUCCUACUCCAGAAACUACAGAAGGGGAGAUCCUUCCUGAGAAAGAAACCAAGGGCCCUGAGACCGUGACUUCAGGAGAGAACAAGAGCGAAGACAACGAAGCUGCUCAAGAAACAAAAGAACUACCUCAGACCGAAGAUGUGUCGGUACCGGUCGAAGCUACAGUCGAUGAGGAAAAGCCAAUUGAGACAGAGCCUGUCGAGCAUGUGCAAUUACCUGAGGCGGACCAUGCGCUACUUUCCAAAGAGAAACAACCUACCCAGGAGGAGACCAUUCCUGUCCCUGAAGAGGCUUCUAAUGAGCAGGCACAAGCGGCGGAUGCCAAAGCUCCCGAAGAAAGUGUCCCUGCGGAGCCAUUAAGUCGGAAGGAGUCCAAGAAAAAGAAAAAGAAGGCAAAGAAGGACAGUAAGAAACAGUCGGACGAGGCUUCUUCUAGUCCUACACCUCUCGAGACCAAGGAAGAAGGCGCUGCCGAUACUCCCACUGGAGAGGCAGACACUGCAUCCGCCCUGCCAGUUGAAGAACCAAAGACUGAACUGAAGGAGCCUGAAAUGUCAUUGGAGGGUACGUCAGCGGAAACUCAAGAAUCUGAGCGAAGUGUCGAACCAACCCCUCUUCCGGAGGCGCCUCUUCCAACAGACGAAUUAGCCCGAGAGGUGCCCGCAGACACUCAAGGCCAAGUCAUCCAGGAGCCCAUUGAAGAACAGCACGAGGCGUCGCGAGGAGAUGAGGGCGUCACGGGUGAUGAAAAAUCAGCUCCGGUGAAGAGUGAAACUGCUGGGAAGGACAAUGCCAACACCGCUGAACUUCCAGUUGCCGAAGAGUCUGCAAAUGUUGAAUCUGCAGAGCCUGUCUCUAGAAAGCAGUCGAAGAAGGACAAGAAGAAGGCGAAGAAGAAGGCUAAACAGGAGGUUGAGGAGAUAUUGCCGCAGUCGGAGCCAGCUCCAGAGGCUACCGAAGAGUCUAUCGAAGAGCCCUCUGCGGUUGAGAAAAAGGAGGUGGAGAAUCUGGAAUCGGAUGCUGUGCAGCAAUCAGAGCCCAAGCAUGAGACAGCACCAGAGGCUUCUCAAAGUGUCAUCGAAGAGCAGCCUGCUCCCACGGAAAUACCAGUAGAGGAAGUCAAACCACAGGCAUCGGAACUGCCUGAACCUCUGCCAGAGGUUUCCAAUGAGCCUACUGAACAGCGACCCAGCGCCAUUGAGACAGCGAAAGAGGACCUGGAGCAGCAGCCAGCUGAACAGCCUAUGCUUCAGCCUGAACCAGUGCUCGAAGCUCCUAGAGACAUCAUCAAAGAGCAACCUGCCAUUCCGGAAUCAGCAGUAGAGAAGGUAAAGCCUCAGGAGACAGAACAACCCGAGCCUGAGUCAGUUCUGGACAAUGUCCGGGGGAUUGUUCAAGACGAAACGCCGAAGGAAAUCGGGGAGAUGAGAGAUGAGCAACCAGAGCCUGAACCAGCUCCCGAUGCUACGAAGGAGCUUGAAGAGCAGCCACCCGUUCCGGAAGCAGCAGCAGAGGAGGUAAAACCACAGGAGGCCGAACAGCCCGAGCCUGAGUCGGUCUCAGAACUUCCUAAGGAAAUUGUCGAAGAGCAACCUGCCACCACUGAAACGCCAACUCAGGAUCCGGAACCACAAGUCACCGAGGAGUCCAAACCGGAUGAGAAUCCUCCUUCGCGGACAUUGUCUAAGAAGGAGAAGAAGAAGAGACGCAAGGCCAGCCAGAGCCAGGAGGCCAAAUCAUCGGAAGCCGGGGUCCCUAAUGAACCGACAACCGGACUCGUCUCUAAGCCAGCCCGUGCACCGGAGUCGGAGGCGUCAGACCCAAAAUACUAUUCCCUUGAUGGUGACUUCUUGCCGUCCAUUGAUUGGGAGAAAGAGAAGUCGGCCGCCACCAGAGGAAUAGAGGGAGCAUCAAAGGGACUGGGGCAUCAAGUAAUGAGCUCUAUUCCUGAAAAGCGAAGCAAGGAAGAGCUUGAUGUUUUACCACACAAACAAACCAAGGUCUCCAGCGUGUUCCCCGACCUUGAACGAGACUCAUUCCAACUUCCCGCUCCCAUUCAAUUGUCCCAGCCAGUAAAAGAUGAUGCCGAGGAUGAGACUGUCGCCCACAAGCAGGUCUCGGAGGCGUCUAUUCCCACUGCUGAUGACCAGGUUAGCGGGUACGCCCAGGAAGAUACUACUUCCCAGGGGCUACAGACGGAGCCUAAGGAUCGUGAACUCUUGAAGGAUUCUACUCACGAUGGCCGUCAAUCUACUUCCAUCGAAGAGCCAUCCGUGGAUUUCGAGGCUGAACAAUCAGGCCAGAAGCCGGGAGAAAGCUCUCGUUCAAUCGCAACGCAACUCCCAAUCGAGCAGAAUACCGGUGUUGCAGAAACCAACCAGACAAGAGGCAUCUCCGAUCCAUUCGCGGGCAGCGAGGUUCCUUUAUUCGCACCGAAGCCCGUCCACGAACUCCCCUCCUCUAUCUUCGGUCCCUACGAUGAAGAACGACGACAGCCUAGUCCUGAAUCCUGCGAACUUCGGCGCAGUCCAUCCAUUCACGGACGAUCCAACCAUCCUCCCCGAUCAUGGAAUCUAGAAAACGCCGCUCAGAUCGCAGAUCCCAGAACACCGUCGCCUUCCGGGCUCGGUGGUCCCCUAGGAACCGCCAAGGAGAUGGGUUCGCCUCCACGGACACCGCUACAGACCAUUACCGAACAAGAGCCAGGGGAUGGCAGCCGGGGAACCACGGGCCGUGAGCGCGGUACGCCCCGUCUGGAGAUGAAGCCCGAGCAUAUACUUCCUCGACCUGAAACGCCCGUACGCAAGUUUACCGACAACGCGUUGGCUCGCCAAACGUGGCCUACACCGGAGAAAGACACGCCCACCAGCGAGGAUGGGGGAGAAAUGGCCGUGAAAAAGCAGCGACAGGCCGGCAAGAAGAUAUCGGCGGACGUAUUACAGACGCCGGAGCAAGGCAUGCCGAUCCUGAGGCCGACCGACAGCGUGAACAGCCUUCGGAGCGCGCAGAGCCAGCGAUCGCUGCGACGAAUGAACCGAAGCACUAGCGGCGAUUUGCGGGCGGCGGCCAACCAACCGCCUGCGCCCCAGCCUCCUCCUGCGUCCCCUCCUCAGCCGUCCGACGUGAACUUCGAGCGCAUCGCUUCCUCUUCCUCCUACGACCCCGUCACAGACAAGGGCAAACGCCCCCUGCGCACCAUGACGGAUGUCUUUGAGGGUUGGGGAGAGACGCCGAGCUCGCCCCGGUCGCCUAGCCGACCGCCCAGCGUCCGGCACCGUCGCAGCAUGCAACACCUCCAAGAACUCGAAUCUCGUCUCGACCAACUCGUGUCCGAAAACCGCCUGCUUCUCGCCGAGCGUGAAUCCGCAGAGGAAAAAUUAAAGAAAACCAGUGUCGCUCGUCGCCGGAGUGACCAUGCCCUCAACACACGCGAUGCCGACCUGCGGGACAGGGAAGCCGAGGUGGAACAGCUGAAGAGUUCCGUGGACUGGCUUCAGAAGGAAGUCUCCCGAUUGAACGACGAAAAUGAAGGGCUGACCGCAUCCAAUUCUCGCCUUACUGCCCUUCAUGCGACCGAGAUUCAGACGGCGCGAGAAUCAUCCCUUCGCGAACUGGACGACUUGCGCCUCCAAAACCGGCAGCUGUCGAAGAACAUGCAAGACAAGAUCCGACAAGAGAUCGACACUGCCUUGGCUCAGAAAAACAUGGAACUGCGCCGACUACGCGAGGAACUCGAGAAUGCCCGCGACAAAGUGAAGGAGCUACAGCAGCAGAUCGCCGCGUCGAUGAACGAGAACGUCCUGGUAUUCCGCGACGAGGACUACUUCGACGCUGCUUGUCAGAAGCUGUGCGGCCACGUGCAACAAUGGGUACUACGAUUCUCCAAGCACUCCGACCAUCGUCGCUGCCGCAAGCUGGGUGACCUUCAAGACGAGAAGAUUGCCGACCGAUUUGACAACGCCAUCCUGGACGGCUCGGACGCCGAUGCAUACCUUUCCGACCGAGUGCGACGACGCGACGUGUUUAUGUCGGUUGUGAUGACAAUGGUGUGGGAGUUCGUUUUCACGCGAUACCUGUUCGGCAUGGAUCGGGAGCAGCGACAAAAGCUCAAGUCUCUCGAGAAACAAUUGACCGAGGUUGGCCAGCGCGGCGCCAUCCACCGAUGGCGUGCCACCACCCUCACUCUCCUAUCGAAACGUCCCACCUUUUCGCGUCAGCGCGACAACGACACCGAAGCUGUCGCAUUGGAGAUCUUCGAUACCUUGUCGCGCCUGCUCCCCCCGCCUACCCACGUGGAGUCUCAACUCCUUGACUCGCUACGCAAGGUGCUCCGGGUUGCAGUCAACCUGUCAAUUGAGAUGCGCACGCAGCUCGCCGAAUACAUCAUGCUGCCGCCGCUGCAACCCGAGUACGACACGAAUGGCGACCUGGCCCGACAGGUUCUCUUCAAUGCAUCUCUCAUGAAUGAGCGCAGCGGCGAGACCACUUCGAACGAGGAGUUGGAAUCCCAGCAGGCCGUCGUCCGAGUUGUUCUAUUUCCCCUUGUGGUGAAGAAGGGCAACGAUACCGGCGAGGGUGAAGACGAAGUGGUGGUCUGCCCGGCGCAGGUGCUUAUUGCCCGUUCCUUCAAAGAUAAAAGGGUAUCGAAAAUGAUGAGUGGGGACCGCAUGUCCCUGGAUGCCAACAAAUCCGUUCACAGUGUGGCCCCGUCAUCUAAUAUGGACAUGAGCAAUGUGAUCUGAGGCGUCACACUCGGAUCAUGAACAUGACGUGUCCACGGGAUCUGCACUGACAGUUGUUGGUGUCCAAUUUUUCUAUUUUUCUUCCUUUUCUUUUCCAUUCAAUCUGGAAUGGUGAUGGACCA